GAGCUUCCUUUUUUUCAGUCACUAGGGAUAUAACCUGUUUCCUAAAAGAAAGAAAAGCAUCUUUUUCUGGAGCGAUGUUUCUCCUUUGGAAAGAAAUUUUGAUGGAAACCUUAUUGGGCUACAUUUCUUGGUCACUCUACCAUGCUCUUCCACCCAUGAUAUAUUACUUUCCUCUACAAAUAUUGGCACUUACUGGUUUGGAAGCUUUUGCUGUAGCUUUCUUUUCUCCAGUAUUAUUAAUAAUCAGUCCUUUAUGGAAACUGGCGAACAACAAGUACAUCCUAGCUCUGCUAAGGCUGACUAUGGUUGGAAGUGUAGCUUCAUACCAAGCUCCAAAUGCUACACUCCGAAUACUGAUCUUGACUCCAGGUGUUUGUUCCUCUCUCGUGGUUCAAACAGUAACAUGGUGGUCAGGAAACAGUUUACAAAGGUACAACAGGAUCUGGGGAUUCAUACUAGGGAAGAUUCUUCUACUGGUGCUCCGAAUCUGGUAUACUUCACUAAACCCAAUCUGGAGCUGUCAGACUGCCAACACCAUUAUACUGAUGUUGGGUUUCAUAGCAGCUGUUGAGCGAAUUUAUGCAGGCACAGAUAGUGUGAAGCAAGAAGCAAACAAGACUGGUGAUGCAGCGAAAGAAACCAUUCCUAGAUCUAACUGGCUUUUGUCAGGAGCAGCUUUUGGCAGUCUGAUGUUCCUCACAUUAUGGAUUUUUGGAGAGGUCUCACUCGUUUCUAGGUGGGCUGUGAGUGGACAUCCACACCGUGGACCAGAUCCUAAUCCAUAUGGAGGUGCAGUUCUGUUGGGAAUGGCCCAUGGAGUGAUGCUUUCCUUUUUGUCUUUGUCUUCGUUCACCAGUUUUGGCUUGUGUCUUACAGGCAUGGCAUCUGCUGCUGGUCUCCUUUACUUAAAGACCUGGGGUGCAGCUAUAGCAGGCAACAUUCUUGCUGUCUUUACCAUGUGUAUGUGGCCACGACUGACUGGACGUUUUGUUAGCUGUCUGCAUCCUGGAAAAGCCAUGAGUACAGCCAUGUUUGUCUAUGUCCUAGAGUUAUUCUUCUGUGUGUGGUGCACAGCUUAUAAAUUUGUACCAGGAGGAAUUUAUGCUAGAGAGAGCUCCCACCUUCUUUUAGGAGUUGUCAUGUUGUUUGUUGGGUUAGAUGAACUUAUUGGCUCCAGGAAGAACCUUAAUUGUAUAUUUCAAGUUAAAAGUAGCUAUAAGCCACUAUUCAAACAAAGUGAAAAAUAUAUCAAAUUAUUCUUAUGGCUGUUUGUUGGUGUGGGUUUGCUAGGAUUAGGACUGCGAUAUAAAGCUUAUGAGAAGAAAUUAGGUCAAGGGCCUUCAACAAGAGACUUCUCUGCUGCAAUCUGGCCUUUCAGGUUUGGAUAUGACAAUGAGGGGUGGCCAAACCUGGAAGGUUCAGCAAUUCUGCUUAAUCAAACAGGUGCAGAUUUUAUUACCAUUCUGGAGAGUGAUGCCUCUAAGCCAUUCAUUGGGAACAUUGAUCCAACCAUGUGGUUAGGAGAAAAACUGGGUUUUUACACAGAUUUUGGUCCAAGCGCAAGGGAUCACACGUGGGGGAUUAUGGCUCUAUCAAGAUACCCAAUUGUGAAAUCCAGCCAUCACCUUCUCCCAUCCCCUGAGGGAGAGAUUGCACCAGCCAUCUCCAUGACUGUCAACUUCACUGGGAAACUGGUGGAUUUUGUUGUUGCUCACUUUGGAAAUGAAGAAGAUGACUUGGACAGGAAGCUCCAGGCUAUUGCUAUUUCAAACCUGUUGAAGAAUAGCUCUCGACAGCUUGUAUUUCUAGGAUAUAUCACUUCAGCUCCUGGAUCCAGAGAUUACAUAGAACUAAUUGAAAAUGGCAAUGUUAAGGAUAUUGACAGUACGGAUAAUGACAGGUGGUGUGAUUAUAUCAUGUAUCGUGGACUAAUAAGGUUGGGUUAUGCCCGCGUUUCUCAUGCUGGCCUGAGUGAUUCAGAAGUUCAGAUGGCCAAAUUUAGGAUCCCAGAUGACUUGGAUAAUUAUGUUGACAAUGACAAAAUCAUCAUUGACCCCAGCCAAGUUCCUGAGGACAUCCAUUUCAACCCAAGGUUUGGAUCCUACAAAGUUGGACAUAACUACGAACAUAUUCAUCAUUUUCAUAUGAGUACUCCCAAGUAUUUUAAACAGACUAGAAUGAGGAAAUAACACAUCAAUGUGACCAGAAAGAGAGGUCUGUAGAUUUAAAUCAAACUGCCAACCAACCAAAACUACACCUUUUAGAGAUUGAGCAUCUUCCAGGCUACAUAAUAUUGUCAAUGUCUUGCAAUAUGUGAUGACUAAUAACUUAUGAAAUUGUUAAACCUUUUCUUUAAGGUUCACUAUCUCUGUUUUUUAAAGAAAGAAAUCACCAAUCAAAAUAGUCAUUAAUGUGGGAGGGAGGGAAGGUUUUGUUAGAUUUUAUAAUGACAAGUUUGUCCAUUAAGUGGACAACAUGUAGGCCAGAUUCUCUGCUUUACGCUCAUUAAAGCAGAGCGUGGGGACUGUCAGGGAACUGGUUAUAGGUUGUUCAUUUCCCCUGAUGCGGCUUUUUCUUGUACUAGCUGGUAAUGGUUCUCAAGAGACUAAUUGCCAGUUGAACAUAUCCCUCUGACCUGACAUGUCCCCUGCAUUGGGGGAUUCAGGGAGGGUGGGUGUGCAAUCUCUGUAUCUCCUAAUGACUUCCCUGUGCUGAGAGAAUCAUGAACAAGAGGGAUGCAGUUAGUUUCUGCUUCUUUUGCACCAACUGAGCAAUAAGAAGGAACAGAGCAGCAUAGAGAAUUUGAAAAGGAGGUUACUUGCCUGUAACUGGUGGCUAUUUGAGAUGUGUGGUCCCUAUUUGUAUUCCAAACAUGGGUGUGCAUGUGUGCCAUGCGCCAGAGCUGGAAGAUUUUCUUAGCAGUGUCCGUUGACCUGCAUGUGCAUUAUGUGUCCCCUCAUGCUUGCAACCGAGGGUAUAAUAGGCCAUGCGGGUUGAUGCCAUCCCAGUAUUCCUCAUACCAUUGAGUAGUCCAGUCUGCAGCAGCGGGGAUGGAGGGUGGGUAUUGAAUACAAAUAGGGACCACACAUCUCAGAGAACCUCCAGUUACAGGUGAGUAAUGUCCUCUUCUUCUUAGAGGGAUGGUUCCUAUAUGUAUUCCAAACAUGGGUGAGUAGUGAGCAGUGAUCAGCAUGGAGGUGGGUCCAAGGAUGUGAGAGGAAUGAAAUCUGUAGCAUGACAUGGUCUGCUGCUGUCGCUUGGGCAAUGGCAUAGUGCAAUGUGAACAUGUGUAUAGAGUGCCACAUUGCUCCAUGACAGAUGUCUUGCCAUGAGACGUCAGCUAGGCAGGUCGAUGUGGCUGCUUAGGCUCGUGUAGAGUGUGCUGUGAUCUUAUCAGGCAGCAGUAUGCUGGAUAAGGUGUAGCAUUUGUGGAUGCACCUGGAGACCUAUUUGAAAAUUCAUUGAGAGGAGAGGGCGUGGCCAAGAUGCUGGAACCUUGUAAAAGUGUGUGUGGGGGGGGGCAAGGCCAAAGUGGCAGAGGAAUCCGCCCCCCUGCCCAUUGCCCUGGGGUCCCGCUGCCUCCCUCUGCAUUGCCCUGAGCUCCCUUCUAUGGCCUCACACCCCAAGUCUACCCCACUCCUUGCCUCUUGACCACAGUGCCCACCCGUAAGGCUGACCCUGUGUUCACCUUAUUUCCAAAUUCCACUGUCUUCAUAGAUUGCCAUCAGGAUACACAUACCAAAAUUAAAACUCCCAGGCUCAGAGUGGAGUAAGAGCUAAACAGCAAGCUACUAGCAUCAAGAUUUACAUACCGCCUCUAGUGACCAAGAUUCAUACUCUCAGUAUAUUAGGAUGUACCCAACAGGGCCAUAAUCACAGGAUUCACAUUAGAGAGAUAAGGUAGGUGAGGUAAUAUCUUUUAUUGGA
This is a messenger RNA of Trachemys scripta elegans, 3927 nucleotides long. RefSeq names its product cell wall biogenesis 43 C-terminal homolog (gene CWH43). The transcript is spliced from 16 exons. Lineage: Eukaryota; Metazoa; Chordata; Testudines; Emydidae. Gene Ontology annotation, biological process: GPI anchor biosynthetic process. Gene Ontology annotation, cellular component: endoplasmic reticulum. The record is from RefSeq and is a predicted model, not a curated record. Bases 75 to 2189 code for a protein of 704 amino acids.